CCUACGCAAGAGCACGCUGUGCGCAAACUCAGCAUCCAUUCGCCCGUAUACAUCCAUUUCUAUGCGAUAGCCAACAAGUUGUCUGACGUUCUAGGCAAUAUUAUCUCCCCUUUCAAUAGUUACUGUGCUAUUCGUACAAAAUAUCAAGUAAUUAAGGCGGGAGCCACCUAAAUAUAUAACUUUAGUCAGAACAGAAGGGAGCCGAGGAGAUGCUGAUAACAGCUCGGUUGCAGAGUGUGCAGCUGUACUUAUGUUGUUUGGUCUUCCUGGUCAACUAUUUUGUUCAAUCACAUGCAUCGGCCUGUAGGGCGAGGCAGUUCCAGUGUGGCAACGGGAAGUGCGUCACGUCGAGCUGGGUGUGCGAUGACGGAGACGACUGCGGUGAUGGCACUGACGAGCUGCCCGCCACAUGCUUGGCUAAGACCUGCAAACCCACAGAGUUCGCCUGCGGCGGCCGGCUGAACCGCUGUGUGCCCAGCAGGUGGCGCUGUGAUAGCAAGCCUGACUGUGAGAACGGGGCGGAUGAGGAGAACUGUGAGCCCAAGAAGUGCACGGACGAUGAGUUCCAGUGUAAGAGCGGCCAGUGCGUGUCCGUCUCCUUCGUGUGCGACGAGGACGUGGACUGCCUGGAUGGCAGCGACGAGGACUCCUGCCCCGCCUCCACCUGCAGCUCCACGUCCUUCCGCUGCAACAACUCGCAGUGCGUGCCGCGCCUCUGGGUCUGCGACGGCGACGUGGACUGUCCGGACGGCUCGGACGAGAGCGCGCAGAGCUGCCAGGGCAAGGCCCCGCCCGUGCGCACCAGGAUCUGCUCCCAGCAGGAGUUCCAGUGCACCAGCGGGGAGUGCAUCCACUCCAGCUGGAAGUGCGACGGUGGGGCCGACUGCAACGACCACUCCGAUGAGGCCAACUGCAGCAAGCCCACUUGCCGCCCAGACGAGUUCCAGUGUAGCGACGGUACCUGUAUCCAUGGCAGCCGGCAGUGUGACCUGGUGCACGACUGCAGGGACCUGAGCGAUGAGCUGGGCUGUGCCAUGACACAAGCGUGCGAGGGUCCGGCUCGGUUCAAGUGCCGUAACGGAGAGUGCAUCAGCAUGGACCAGGUGUGCAACCGCAGGCGUGACUGCAGGGACUGGUCUGACGAGCCGCUCAAAGACUGCGCUACCAACGAGUGCCUGGCCAAUAAUGGAGGCUGCUCCCAUAUCUGUAAGGACCUGAAGAUUGGGUUUGAGUGUCUGUGUCCUGCUGGCUUCACCCUGGUGGACACGAAGCAGUGCGAAGACAUUGACGAAUGUGCCAACCCUGACAUCUGCAGUCAGACCUGUGUCAACCUGGAGGGCAGCUAUAAGUGUACAUGUGAAGAUGGCUACCAGCUUGACCCCAGGACCAACGCCUGCAAGCUCAUCGAUGUGGAUAUCCCUUACCUCUUCUUCACCAACCGCCACGAGGUCAGGAGGAUGACCUUGGACCGCAGGGAGUACACGCGCUUCAUCCCGCGCCUAAAGAACGUGGUGGCCCUGGACAUGGAAAUCCCCACACACAGGGUCUACUGGUCUGACCUGUCACAGAAGAAGAUCUACAGCACAAACAUGGACACAGCCAACGAUCCCACCUUCCACAACACCGUAAUAGAGACCGACAUCGGAGCAGCAGAGGGGAUCGCUGUCGAUUGGAUCCACGGCAACAUCUACUGGACAGACAGCAUAUACGGCACCAUCUCUGUGGCCAGCUCAGAUGGAUCCCGGCGCAAGACGCUGGUCAAACAGGGCCUGGCCAAGCCCCGUGCCAUUGUGGUGGACCCACACCACAACUUCAUGUACUGGACUGACUGGGGCGACCCUGCCAAAAUUGAGAAGGGAGGGCUGAACGGAGCUGACCGCACCCCGCUGGUGACAGACAACAUUGUGUGGCCUAACGGCAUCACCCUGGACAUGAUUAACCAGCGGUUGUACUGGGUGGACUCAAAAAUGCACACCCUCUCCAGCAUUGGCAUCCAGGGAGAGUCCCGGCACACACUCAUCUUCGACGAGCACAAGCUGGCGCACCCUCUCUCCCUCACCGUCUUUGAGGAUACUGUGUUCUGGACAGACAUUGGCAACAACGCAAUCCUCAGUGCCAAUCGUCUGACAGGAAGUGACAUCUCUGCGCUGGUGGAGGACCUGGCAUCGCCUGAGGAUAUUGUCCUAUACCAUAACCACAAACAGCCAUCGGGCAAGAAUUGGUGCAAGGAGAGCACGUUGGUCAAUGGAGGCUGUGAGUUCCUGUGCCUUCCUGCUCCUCAGAUCAACUCACACUCGCCCAAGUACACCUGCGCCUGCCCAGAUGACAUGAUGCUGGGCCCAGACAUGAGGAAAUGUGUUCCAGCUGUUGAAACCCCAGUGCCUCCCGCUAAGCCUGAUGGUGCGGCCACCACUCCCAAAGCGGCAGCCAAGACCACGCCCAGAACCCCAGCCAAGGCCACACCCACAACCCCACCCAGAACCCCAGCCAAGGCCACGCCUACAACCCCACCCAGAACCCCAGCCAAGGCCAUGCCCACAACCCCACCCAGAACCCCAGUCAAGACCACGCCCACAACCCAACCCAGAACCCCAGUCAAGACCACGCCCACAACCCCACCCAGAAUCCCAGCCAAGACCACUCCCAAGACCGCACCCAGCACACCAGCCAAGACCACUGCCAAGCAACCACAACAUGCCCCAACUAUCCCUGCCACCACUGCUGCACCUGCCACCACCCCAGCUCCACCCCUGCCUCGCAUUACUCCCGCCAACCCUACCACGACCAAGAUCCCCCAGCUCACCCCACACCAAGGAAACCUGAAUGUAAUUGUUCCCACUCCCAUGGGUGCCCAAGCUUCCCAUACCGCUCUGUACAUUUUUCUUCCCAUUGUGCUGCUGUGUCUGGUGGCCUGUGCAGCUGUGCUCCUGUGGAGGCACUGGAAACUGAAGAACACCGUCAGCAUCAAUUUUGUAAAUCCCGUUUACCAGAAGACUACGGAGGACGAGGUGCGCAUCUGCAGGAACAACAGCCAGGAGGGCUACACCUACCCAUCGAGACAGAUGGUGAGUCUGGAUGAAGACAUGGCAUGACCGAUGAGAGAAAUGUCUGAAAGUGAUGAGAAACAAACAAAAUGGCGGGAACAACAAGGUUGGGUUUUAUGAGCUGCUUGCAGAUAGUUCUUAUUCCAUCUCAUUCUGGGCUAGAAAUACCGCAGCUUUGGUCAUGUGACCCACCAGAAGCGAAAAAAACCCAAAGAAUAUCAAAGGGGGUCAGCUUGACAAGAGCGCAUUUACAUCUCCAAAUCCAUGUGUGUGAAUUCAGAGGAACAGAAACCAAAGACCAAGAGAAUCACCCCUCAUUCUACCCCUUAUCCACCUCAGAUGAGUUUCUGGCAAAAGAAGGACUCUCUCAGAGCAGAGAUGCAGUUCACAUAUACUUGACUUUAGAAUGCUGAACACUGUUAACAUGGACACUGACCGCAUUUCAACCGUGGGUCAUACUUGCAAUGUGUUACUUUAAUAUUGACCUUUUCAGGCAAGUUUAAAAAGAAAUGUGAUCUUUAUUCCUGCCAACCAAUGGUGAAGAACCCUUGAAUUUUUCAUAAUAGGUUAUAUAUUGUUAAUAUGGUGAGGUUGUAAAUAAUGUCUUUUUUUGUUUUCGUUCAAAUAAUUUCUCAUAUAUUUUUAGGUUUUGUACAUAGCAUUCCUUGCACUACUUUAAAGUUUGGGAUUUUGUGUUUAAAAAAGAACUGAGGCCUAUUUUAGUGCUAUACCCAGACAAGUACUAAUGAAAAAUGUUUGCACCAAAUGAAAAUGACUUAUAGUGAAUGUAAUAACCAGUAGGUGAAUAUUGUGUUAUUAAGAGAGCCAGCUAGUCACAAUUGAACUAUGCCAACACUACUCCCUUAUCAUCCACUUUCAUAGUGUGACCUGUGCUAGUGGGCGUAGCAGCCUUUGCAACAGACCAAAAUCAUGUUUUGAUUAUAUAUUAAGAUACAUCCCUUUGUACAGAUAAGAUCUGCAGAAUGAUGUCCAUAAGCCUUAAGAACAGAAGCCUUAUCGUCUGUCAAUGUUAUAAGGAAGUCAUUUCAUCUCAGGGUCAGAAACUCAAGCUGUCUUAUUUCUUAUUUUAUUUCAUUGCCUUAUGUUCAUCUGUCAGUCCUGGAAAGUAAAUGUAUGUGAAUUUGACUCAGUCAGAAUGAGCCAAAACCGACACUGCAGUAGUCAAUAACUGGAUUGCAAAUGUCCGUCCACAACUCAACACAAUUGAGUGACCCAAAGAUCACAAGGUGCACUUCUUUAAUCACAUUGUCAUAGAGCAUGAUAUCUAUCUUCUGCUCUUCUCUUAGAAACAUUGCUUGUAUUUCGAAGUUUAGUACAUUUCAGGUAUACAAGAGGUAUAGCCUGGUGGACUCUAAACAUUUCAAUUUAAAAUGCCCCUUUUCAUCAUUAUAGCCACAGAAUGACAAUAAGUGCAUGUGUGAAUGAUGUAUUUGUAUCUGUGGGAUAGUGAUGUUCAUUGACAACAUUUAUUUUUGCGAAUGUGUAAAUAUGCUGUACAUAUGUAACAUGUAAAUAUCUCCUCCACAUAUUGGUUCUCUAGCCCUGUCAGGCCUGUACAUUUUAAACAACAGUUGUACAUAAAUUACUCAUUUAUUUAUUUCACAUGUGCACACCUUAGACAAAUAUUGUUUUUAUCUCCAAUUCACUUCUUUUUAGAAUAUGCCUGACUUUUCUGACCAGUUGUCCUAAAAUGUAAAAUGUUGUAGUUUUCUGAUGUUUUCACAUCAGUAUGUUUGUAACUAUUUGGGUUAAGCCGACCAAGGAAGCCCUAAUCAGGAUUGCGUUUGAUAAUAUAAUUCCUCAUUCUAAUGGAAUGGCCAUAGAAAAAAUAACUUCACUUUAUGUCUACUUUUUAUGUAAAUGACAUGAUGAGACAUGUACAUUAAUAGUAUAAGCUUCUAAACUGCUCAUGGAGAGUGACUGUUGUUGAGCCAAGAUUGCUGAUGGAUGUAAUGCCACAAGGCCUGGAUUCUCUGUUUAAAAAGGACACAUCUAGCAGAUGUACUGUACUUAGUAAAUUUGCAGACAAUUUUGUCCCAAACGACUCACAAAAAUGCAUUCCAUAUGGAAGACAAAUACCAUAGAGGCAUAUACAGUCACAUGUAAGUCUUACUGUGAAGGUAUGUGCCUCAACACCUGUAGGAUACAAGGAGAAAAGAGCAAGUUGAUUUUUUAUCACAAUUUUCUAACCUCAUUUCAUGGGCCGAUUUCACUAUUAAUGGCUUCAUUAAUAUAUCUGAUUCAUUGUGCAUUCAAAUAAAUACAAAAACACACUGUUUCGUUUCUUGCAUCACGUGUGCUUUAAGCUAUCAUCUUUGCGUAACAUAGUUGUGUUUAUGAUUUAAGAGAUUGAAUAAUCCUGCCAUUACUACAUUCCUGUGAGGGUGAAACUAAAACUUAUGUUUCCACCGUGCAAUCUGUCACAGUUACCUCAUCUUCAUGUUUCACAUGAGCAAAGUUCCCUUUAAUUUCUCUUACAAAAAAAUACAAACCCCAAAUAUGUUGUGACAGCAGAGACAUGCUCUCACAUGUUGGCACCCUGGUUAUACAUGGCUGUAUCAAACUGUUUUCUUCUUAUUUGUCUUUUUUCAUAAAGAUGGUCUAAAUUUGAAAA
Molecule: messenger RNA, 5679 nt
Organism: Conger conger (European conger)
Lineage: Eukaryota; Metazoa; Chordata; Actinopteri; Anguilliformes; Congridae
Gene: ldlrb
Product: low density lipoprotein receptor b
Exons: 18
Coding region: 210-3092 (960 amino acids)
Molecular function (GO): protein binding; calcium ion binding
Source: RefSeq, a predicted model, not a curated record